Phyllopteryx taeniolatus (common seadragon) is the source of this 2296-nucleotide messenger RNA. It is a transcript of the gene sypl1, whose product is annotated as synaptophysin-like 1. The transcript is spliced from 5 exons. The record is from RefSeq and is a predicted model, not a curated record. Lineage: Eukaryota; Metazoa; Chordata; Actinopteri; Syngnathiformes; Syngnathidae. Bases 92 to 808 code for a protein of 238 amino acids. Gene Ontology annotation, cellular component: synaptic vesicle membrane; synaptic vesicle.
CCUCCGUGUGUGGGACCAACAUCACCGACUCAACACAGUUCAGGACUCCACAAAAAAAAAAAAAAAAAAAAAGUUUUGGACCCAAGUCGUGAUGACCGGAUUUCGGCUCAACUUGUCACCGCUGAAGGAGCCACUGGGCUUCGUCAAACUAGUGGAGUGGCUCACGGCCAUAUUUGCUUUUGGAAGCUGCGGCGGCUUCGUGGCAAAGAACAUCGUGUCCAUCUUCUGCGGCGAUGGCAGGAACGAAACGCUCACCGCGAACUUCCACUACCCCUUUAGGUUAAGCGAAGUGCCGCUCAUCGAGGGAAACUCCACGAUAUGUAACCACUCCGUCGGCACCACGCACCUGAUGGGUGACUCGUCCUCCGCGGCCGAGUUCUUCGUGGGCGUCGCCAUCGUCUGCUUCCUGUACAGCAUGGCCGCCCUAUUAGUUUAUUUGGGUUACAUGCACGUUUACAAGAACUCUGACUUUGGACCCAUUUUGGACUUUGUGAUCACGGCGGUCAUAGUGUUCCUGUGGCUGGUGUGUUCGUCCGCUUGGGCCAAGGGUCUGCAGAACGUGAAGGACGCCACGGACACCGAAGGCAUCGGUGCCACCGUCGCGCUCUGCAAGGGCGGCAACAUCACCUGCGAGGUCACCGAGUUCGCCAACCUGCGCACGCUCAAUAUCUCCGUGGUAUUUGGCUACCUCAAUAUGUUCGUGUGGGCCGGCAACGCCUGGUUUGUGUACAAGGAGACUCGCUGGCACUCGCAGAAAAUCUCAACUCAACCGGGACCGGGGAGGCAGCAGGUUCCAGCGGCUAUCUGACGCACACAAACACCGUAAACAAACACCUUAUUUUAUUGGCAAAUUGGUGUUUUGUACCCAAAAAUCCCCUUUUUGCUGAUGCCCCAAUGCAUUUAGAAUAUCAAAUUCCUACUUUCUUACAACAAAGAUAGCUUUUCAUGUUUAUUAAGUAGUUUGACGAAAGAAAUUCAGGGUUAUCAUUAGGGUACUGGUAUUAUCCCUCGGCUUGUUCUCAUAGAGGGAAGAUACUUAUUAUGACUGAAUAUUAUUGUGCAUUAGUAUUUUUUUUUUUUUUUGCAGAGAAAGAGACUCAUUGUGAGCUCAGGAUGCUUUUUUCCUGCCUUUGUUCACGAAGAACAUUUAAUGAGGCUCUCCUGGCUUUUGAAUGAAUUGAUCUGAUUAUAUAUUUUUCAUCUUUAUUCAUCCCAGAAAAGGUGCUCGCUGCAUGCGUCCAAAAAAAGACGGAAACCUAAUUGUAUCAGGAGAGGUAUUCAAUCUUUCUGCGCCUUUCUCCAUGCCAGGAUUUAUUUAAGAAACUGAGUGUCAACACCCCUGUCAAAUUUGAAUGAUAUUAAAAAAAAAUAAUAAUAAUAAAAUCCCCACGAAUAGAAAAUGAGACUUCACAAUCGUGAAAAAAAAGUCAAGCCCUUGUCUCCGUUCUCAGACACUGUGGACGUGUCUGCUGAAUGCAACAACGAAGCAUUCUUAAAAAAAAAAAAAAAAAAAACUCUAUAUCUCCACAAAUGAGGACUACAUAUUUCUCAGUCUUUGCACGUUUUCAGCAAUUAUCUUCCAACAAGUAUAGUACAUUUAGAGACAAAACUCUGAAUUUACUCUUUAAAUCCUGGUUAGAAUUGAGUUUUUCCAGAAACAACUGAUGAAGUUGUGGAAUGUAGUAUUUUUUUACAUGCUUAUUCUCUUGCCUUUUUAAAGAUUGAACCAGGCUAAUUAAACACAUCUUCCUCCUCCAGGAAUAGAAAUGAAAUGAAAAGGCAAAAACCAAAUAUCAUGUCAGGAUUUCCUGGCGUUUUAUUCCUAGUGAGGUACGCUGGGCCGCUCUCGUCCAAAUCCGUGUCAUUCCGAGGGGGAGUGAUGGGAGCUGUGCCGUGAGUAAUACAUCUUUCUACCCAGUUGUCAAGGAAAUAUCUCUGGUGUUAUUUCCUCCCUAUUACUUAUGGAUGAGGAGGCAGAGGCAGAAUGUUGAAUAGCGAUGUUGGGCUCGCGGAGGACUAGAUGCCGAUAUUUGACACUCAUUGGAGGCAAUUAGCGUUGCCAAAUUCACCUUUAAGAUCAUUUCAAAUAUGUUCACGUCAUGUUCCAUUCACUGUUUUUCCUCUCAUUCUGUAGUGUUUUAUGCUUGAUUUGUUUGCAUUGAGGUGGCUGUUCGAGAUAUUUCCAGUGUAUUUUCAUAUCUGUUUUGCUAAAAAAUGUAAGUAGAUGGAUGUCAAAUAAAAUACUGAAUGUGGGGGGGCUAUACUGGUUAUGCCUCUGCAUAUGCUCUAUCCUCAA